AUGGGUAACCUCUGCGGCAAAGAAUCCUCUGACGCCUUCGCGCAACCCGGCCGCACUCUCGCAGAAGCACACCCAGCUUCAGGAACACAGAACCAGAAUCCGACAGCCAGCGUCCCGAAGAAAGUGGUAGUCGGAGGACCGCCUCGAACUUUAGGUUCCGGGGGUCAGAGCGGUAGUGCGCAGGAGGAUGCGAGGAGGAAAGCGGCGGAGGCAGCGGAGGCCAGAGCGAAUGCUGCGAGUAAGCCAAAAGGCAAGUUAGGGAGCCAGUUACAGGAGCAGAAGAAGCAGACAAGAUCGGAUACUUUGGAAGGACUCAGCAAAGAAGAGCGGAGGCUGAGAGAUGCGGAUUCAGCCGCGGAGGCGAGAGCAUACAAUUGA
Cadophora gregata is the source of this 378-nucleotide messenger RNA. RefSeq lists its product as uncharacterized. The record is from RefSeq and is a predicted model, not a curated record. NCBI's taxonomy places the organism in Eukaryota, Fungi, Ascomycota, Leotiomycetes, Helotiales, Ploettnerulaceae. Bases 1 to 378 code for a protein of 125 amino acids. The transcript has 2 exons.